GUGCAUAUGUCCAAAACCAUGGCCCUCCGUGUUUUUGGUUUAAAUUUAGUAAAAACUAACAGAAGUCUGCUGCAAAAUGCGUGCAAGGCAACGGCCCUGCCUGCAGGCCAUACGGUGGCGGAGGCUUCAUAUGCCACAGAAGUGACGGUCCACGCCUCACCGGCGGCUAUUCAAAAGCAAAAGGUCAGCAAAGCCAUGAAGGCCUAUCUGAAACGUGCCACCGAGCACGACGAGUUCAUGAAAACGCAGCACCUGGAGUUCCAAAUCGGCAAGCGGCACUUGGCCAAUAUGAUGGGUGCCGAUGCCGAGACCUUUACCCAGGAAGACAUCGAUGAGGCCAUAUCGUAUUUGUUUCCCUCUGGUUUGUACGAUCCAAAAGCAAGGCCCGCCAUGAAGACACCAGAGGAAGUUUUUCCCGCCCGCAAGGCAGCAGAGUUCGAUGAGACGGGCAGGCCGUUUCAUAGCAUGUUCUACACGGGAAAACCCAAUUUCUUUCAGCUUCUACAUGAAAUUGUGGAGGAAACCAACAAAUUGUACGAACUAGAGGAGCGAAUGCUGCGUCGUGGCAUAAAGCCUGAUGAAAACCAAAAGCUAGAAAUCGCUGGUUUCCAGGUUCUGCCCAAAGAUCAACUGGAAACGCAGUUGGUGGAGAGCAUUGCGGACAUUGAAUACACGAACUUUUCCAACUCAAUGGAUCGUUUGAUUGCCUCGCCAUACGCCUACAAGAGCAAGGCAUUUAUUGAACGUUAUCUAAAGCCCCUGAUGGACCAGUCCAAGCAGCUGGAGGUACCAAAGCCAAAGAUCGAUGAGCAGGGACGUCAGUACAUCACUACCUAUGAGUGUCUGCGCAAGACGGCCCGUGCGGAUGUCACCGUACGAAUGCCAGGCACUGGCAAGAUCAGCAUCAAUGGCCAGGAUAUCUCCUACUUUGAGGACGAAAACAGCAGGGAACAGCUGCUCUUCCCGCUGAACUACAGCGAAUUGCUGGGCAAAGUCGAUGUGGAGGCCAAUGUGGAAGGCGGCGGUCCAUCCGGUCAGUCGGGUGCCAUACGCUGGGGCAUUGCCAUGUGUUUGCGCAGCUUCGUUGAUCAAGAGAUGAUUGAGUCAAUGCGUCUGGCCGGUCUGCUGACACGUGACUAUCGCCGGCGGGAGCGCAAGAAGUUCGGACAGGAAGGAGCACGUCGAAAGUACACGUGGAAGAAGCGCUAAGGCGGACACAGGUCUCUCACGUUGCAUUUCAGUUUAAAAUGUUUAAUAAAUAUCAAACUAUGUUAAA
Messenger RNA from Drosophila persimilis, 1276 nucleotides. It is a transcript of the gene mRpS9, whose product is annotated as 28S ribosomal protein S9, mitochondrial. The record is from RefSeq and is a predicted model, not a curated record. NCBI's taxonomy places the organism in Eukaryota, Metazoa, Arthropoda, Insecta, Diptera, Drosophilidae. The transcript has 7 exons. Gene Ontology annotation, biological process: translation. Gene Ontology annotation, molecular function: structural constituent of ribosome; RNA binding. Bases 7 to 1209 code for a protein of 400 amino acids. Gene Ontology annotation, cellular component: mitochondrial small ribosomal subunit; ribosome.